AUGAAUCCCUUGAAUCAUUCAAGCUUGCACGAAGCCAUCAUUUCAUCAUUCCUUGUCAAUCAACGCCCCCCAACCAUCGGUGAAAUAGCUACGCGCUUCCAAUGCAACACAGAUGAGGCACGAAAAUGCCUGCGAGACUUGGCAAAGUAUCAUGGCGUUGUGCUUCAUCCAAACUCCGACGAGGUCUGGGUAGCCCACCCUUUCUCAGCGGCUCCCACGACCUGCGUCGUAUCCUCGGGCGAGCGCAAAUGGUGGGGGAACUGCGCCUGGUGUUCACUAGGCGUCAUGAAACUUGCAGGGCAAACAUCUACUCUGUCGACAAAGGUUGGCGCCAUUGGCGACGAGGUUUCCAUCACGGCCCAAGACGGGGAGCUUUUGGACAAGGACUGUGUCAUACACUUUCCCAUUCCGAUGCGCAAUGCCUGGGAUAACGUCAUUUACACCUGCUCGGUCAUGCUCUUGUUUCGCAACGAGGCCGAGGUGGACGAAUGGUGUGCUACCAGAGGCAUCCAAAAGGGAGACGUACGGCCCAUUGAACAAAUUUGGAACUUUGCUGGCGAAUGGUACGGACGGCACGCCGAUGCAGAUUGGACGAAAUGGUCGGUGCGCGACGCCGUGGAGAUGUUCAGUCGUCAUAAUCUGACGGGCCCGAUCUGGGCACUGGGGGAAGAAGCAGAGCGGUUUUGA
This is a messenger RNA of Pestalotiopsis fici W106-1, 687 nucleotides long. RefSeq lists its product as uncharacterized. NCBI's taxonomy places the organism in Eukaryota, Fungi, Ascomycota, Sordariomycetes, Amphisphaeriales, Sporocadaceae. The record is from RefSeq and is a predicted model, not a curated record. The transcript has a single exon. The coding region runs from base 1 to 687 and encodes 228 amino acids. Gene Ontology annotation, molecular function: alkylmercury lyase activity.